Messenger RNA from Coccomyxa subellipsoidea C-169, 801 nucleotides. RefSeq lists its product as hypothetical. The transcript is spliced from 7 exons. NCBI's taxonomy places the organism in Eukaryota, Viridiplantae, Chlorophyta, Trebouxiophyceae, Coccomyxaceae. The record is from RefSeq and is a predicted model, not a curated record. The coding region runs from base 1 to 801 and encodes 266 amino acids.
AUGCUGCAGGCUCCACCUCUGGCGCUGAGGAGCGUCCUGGAGGGAGAAAUCAGGGCUUUUGCAUCCCAGCAGGGCGUGGAAGGGCACAGGCAGUGCAUGCGGAAAUUUCUCGAGCUGCUGCUUGCUCGCGGAGUGCUGAGUCAGUCCCAGGUGCUGCUGGCGUUUGGAGUGGUGGCGGACCUGUUUAACGGCGUGCGUGACUCCUCGGCAGAGCCCAUGGACGCUGAAGCAGGGCAGAGCGGUCUUGCCAGCCCGCUGACACUCUCACCCCGGGGCCUUCCAGCGUCGCAGGCAUCCGGCACACAAAGAGGGAAUGUCAGCCCCAAGGAGCAUGUUUUCCAGCCAGCUGCAGACGCCAAACCACUCUUCCCAUCAGCCUACCCAGGCUCAGGGUGGGCCCCCAAGACAGUGAGCACCGGCUACUUGCCAGCCGGGCGGGUGACUCCUUCGCCAAGCCUCUCGCGCGCGGGCUCUGCCGGGGAAGCCAAGCUGGGGAGAGGGCGGACAGAGUCAGGGGGCAGUAUGAUAUCAGAGUCAGGCUCGGGGGUGCUUGAGCCGCCUCCAACCCCGGAGGGGUCCUCGCUGGCAUCCAUCCAGGCAGCCUCCGCUCUCUACUCCUCCUCCCUCGCCGAUCGCUUUGUCGCCCCUACCUUCAAGGGACAAGUGGAAGAGGGCAGGCGGCCCAGGGGGCACUUCAAGCAUGUGCACUCGCGGCCACUGACAGAUGACAGCGACGGAGAGGAGUUCCAAGAUGCUUCUGAGAUGCUGCCAGACCCGGCCCCCUCCAUCCGAGUGGUGUGA